Rhincodon typus (whale shark) is the source of this 2168-nucleotide messenger RNA. RefSeq names its product nuclear pore complex protein Nup133. The annotation marks the transcript as partial. The record is from RefSeq and is a predicted model, not a curated record. Gene Ontology annotation, molecular function: structural constituent of nuclear pore; protein binding. Gene Ontology annotation, cellular component: nuclear pore outer ring. The transcript is spliced from 15 exons. Gene Ontology annotation, biological process: transcription-dependent tethering of RNA polymerase II gene DNA at nuclear periphery; poly(A)+ mRNA export from nucleus; protein import into nucleus. NCBI's taxonomy places the organism in Eukaryota, Metazoa, Chordata, Chondrichthyes, Orectolobiformes, Rhincodontidae.
AAUUUUAUCACUUUCUUUUCUAGUCUGUGUCGGUGAUGGCAGCUUCCAGACGAGGGGUGAUAUGUUACUGGCCUAGUAUGACCCAUGAGGAGUCCUGCACAGAAAUCGCUCUGGAUCUUGGCAAUGACUGGAAGUGUCUGACUGCUGUAUCGGGUGGUGGAUUUAUUCUCGCUUCUCAGAAGAACCAGUUGCUACGAUUAACACCAGAUGGUUCAGGCAAAGUGAGCUUCCGCCCUGUGCAGGAGGGACAGGGAAUGCUAUCAGGCCUUGGGCGCAGAGUCUCCUCACUCUUUGGCAUUUUGACACCAACUGCUGAUGUUGUGCUGAGUUCUGUAUUGUGGGAUGUGGAAAACGAGUGUUUCUACACACUGACUAAUUCGAGUCUGAAUAAAUGGGAAGUGGAUGAGACAUCAGAACGCCACAUUUUCAGCUGGGACUUGAAUAGAUCAAUGAAACGGGAUCUGGGAGAUUCUAUCUGGGGAGAUGAUGAAAAUUAUGAAGCCACUAAGUCUGCAAUCAAUAUGAGAUAUCUGGACUUGCAGCUGAGCAAAGAGGGUCUGGUGAUUUUGACAGCAGCCUGGAGCCAUACAGAUUCUCCAUGCUUAAUCUACUAUAUUUUAACCACCUUGCAAGAUAAAGGCUGUCACAUAUCUGAUGAAAUAAGAGUGGAGGUCACUGAGUAUUGUCCACCAUAUCAGACGGAUGAGCUACCAUGUCAGCGAUUCUUGAUUCCAGAUUUUGCAAGCCCGGCUGCUUAUCUCUAUACAUACGAUUUGGUAUUUGCAUGCUGCACAGGUACAGCAAGAGCCCGUUUGCCCCAGGAGAAACUUAUCCUAAAUAUGCCAGGUGAUGGUAUCCUGGGAGCUGGAAGUUUUACCGGAUUGCCUGUCCUCUUCUGCAGGAACAGUGGUUUGGUUGUUGCUCGCCCCAAGGAAAGUGUGUCAAUGUUGCCUGAAAAUAUUGAAGAUUCUCUGGCCUUAGCAGCAUCUGAGAGUGAUGCCAGGCAACCAUUUGAAAGAGCAGAGAUGGAGGCACAGGAGGAUAAAACUAAGAUGUUGAAGACUGCCUUUGUGAUGUAUUGCAGAAAGGAUAUCCUUGGUGCCCAGAACAUGUUGGAGGAAAUCUUCCCCGACAGCGUUGACACAGGACCAGACUCUGACCUGGACAUGGCUGUGGCACAGAUCAGUCUCGAUCUAAUUAAUGACUAUCCUGCUUGUGACCCACGCUGGGCUGAGUCUGUACCAAGUGAUGUAAGUAGGUUUAGCAAUACCUCCCUGUUGCUGCUUCACCAGCUUGAAGAUAAGAUGAAAGCCCAUUACUGUCUGAUGGAGUUUCUUCAGGAUGUGGAGCUACUAAGUCGCCUUGACACUGUUCUGGUGCACGGGAUCCCUAUGGCUACCCGUCUCUUGCUGUGUGAACAUGCUGAGAAACUCUCUGCUGCCAUUGUUCUGAAGAAUCAUCACACCAAGCUUCCUGAAGUUGUAAAUGCUGCCAUUAACUGUGCUCUGAGUAAAAGGAAUGAGGGCAUUCCUCAGAAUCUGACCCCAGCUGAUAUUUUCUUCCGGGAGGUCUCCCAGAUUGAUACUGCAUUCGAAUGUUUGCUAGAAGAAGAAGAACAAUUUUUGGAGGAGAACCACCCACUCUCUCUGGAAUGGGCACAGAUGGUUAUUAAUGUUAACAAUAUCUUGAAGGAUAUGUUGCAUGCAGCUGUCCACCAUCGACACAAUAAGAGCUCACUUUAUAAGUCACAAGAAGAGACUGAGCAUGAACCAGAAUACAUUCCCUGGACAGCAUCCAGUGGGCCAUCAGGUGUGAGGUGUGUGAUUUUACGGCAAACUGAUGUUGUUCUGACCAAGGUGUACCCACAAGUCGACACUACUUUACGCAGUGCCCUUCUCGAACAAGUGGUGGUGCUGAUUGAUUUCUAUCUGGAUGGAUAUGUUUGUCAACUCAAGUCAGUGGACAGGCCCAAUCAACAGGAAAGAUACAAUAAACUAGAUUUGGAAUACACCCAGAAACGCACUCAUCUUCUGACACAACUACUUUCUCUUGGACAGUACCAGUUGACUGCUUCACUGGCAGAAAAAUAUUGUGACUUCGACAUCCUGAUACAACUGUGUGAACAGACUGACAACCAGACCAGACUGCAGCGGUACCUGAACCAGUUU